Molecule: messenger RNA, 3854 nt
Organism: Adineta steineri
Lineage: Eukaryota; Metazoa; Rotifera; Eurotatoria; Adinetida; Adinetidae
Source: the annotation of a GenBank genome assembly
AAAUAUAUUGUCUUUCUUUUUGUUAGAUGUCGUUAGUUACAAACUUUACUAUUCGUAAGUUAAUCGUCAAUGCAUUUAGAUAAAAACUACACACACAUACACAUAUAACAUUCUUUGUUUCCUUCUAAAUGGUUCAUCAAGCAUGGCUGCUAGUCAUGAGAAGAAAAAAAAAAUAGAAUUUCUAUCUAUAUGUACAUAGUUUAUUGUUUGUGAUUAUAAUAGUAAAUGUGCGUUUUUUUUAUUAUUCCUCUAGAUCUUGUCAUUUUUUAACGUCACAAACACAUAAAUAUCUAAAAAAGUGUCUGUGACGAUGAGUAACGAGAGCCAUCCUUCUCCAACAGGCUCUUCGUCUUCAUCUUUAUUCGGUAAGAUGUUUUGUUUAUUUAUUUAUUUUAUAGCUAAUAAAAAAAAAAAAUUUAUGCACAAUGCCUGCUUUUUUUCCGUUCAUCUAUUGUUAAUUUUUUUCAAAAAAAAAGAAUGAAAAUUGCAUCGUUAUAAUUCUAUUUUCCUUCUUCUUCUAUCUGUAAAUAGGCGGUGGUGGUGGUGGUGGUGGUGGUAGUGGUAGUAAUACUACCGGUGUUAGUGGACCUUCGCCCUACCCUUCGCCAUCAAAGCCCACAUGGGCUCAAAUUCUCAAUUCAAAUCCAAAUACACCGUCCAAUACGUCUACAACUUCAUCAUUAACAACAACAACAACAACUACAGCUGCAGUAGCAAAUACUGCAUCUACAGCAGGGAAUAACAAUAGUGGUGGAGGUGCUGUUGGCAAUUCACCAUCAUCUUCAUCACCAUCUUCUCAACAUUCAGCAACAACUUCAGCAGUAGGAGGUACACAACCAUCAGGGGCAACAGGUAUAUCAUCGACGACCAAAAGCAUUUCACCCUCUCAAGUAACACCUUUAAUCAGCGGUGCAUUUAAUUUUCCAGGAUCACGUGCUGGUUUCAUGUCAAAUUUUUAUGAUCAACAACAACAACAACAAUCUCAAAUGAAUUGGCCUUUAAAUUUCAAUCAAACAUCAUCAUGGAUGAUUGAUGACGAUGCACAACGACAUUCAAAUCUAGCUGGAACUUCUUCACAACAAUCACAUGAUUCUAAUCACAAUAUACCAAGUGGUGGGGAUGGCUUUGAUCGACUUGAAUCAUCCAGUCCAACAUCUGAUUGGGCUAAGCCGGUGAACACAAAUAAUUCAAGUACUAAUGGUUGGUCAAAUUUUCAACAACAACAAACACAAAAUAAUAAUAAUAAUCCGUCCAGAUCAAAUGCAGCUGGAAAUAGCAAUCCACCAAGCAAUCAAUGGCCGGAAAUAAAUACAUUUUACGGAACUAAUUCAACGACUAGUGUACCAUUUAAUUUACCUCAAAAUAAUAGUGAUAAUGUGAUUAAUAAUAGUGCAUCAUCCACAUGGCAAGAUCCAUCGUCAUCAGGUAAUGCUAAUGAUACGCUUACAUUGUCAACAAGUAGUAACAAUGGUUCAGUAAUCAAUAAACAUAAAUCUUCUUCAUCGUCAUCAUCAGUAAUGGCUGCUUCACUCACUGGUGCGCUUAAAUCAGCAAUUGCUCUUGGUGGUGCAAAUGUUGACCAUUUAAGUGGAAAUGGUGAUGCAGCAGUGUCCUAUACGCCACAACCUAAACUUGUCGAACAAUUAGGUUGGGAUGAACCUGAUAUAAAAGUAGCUAAACGUGCAAAUUUUGAUGAUGGCACAUCUGUUUGGGCUUUAACAAAUUCGACGAAUACUAUUUCACAACAACAACCAUCUAUUGUUCAAAAACCUGUUUCAUCAAAUGUUCAAAAUUCUGUUUCAACACCAUCAGCAACACAAAUGACACUCAAUGAUGAAAAUUGGCCAAAACAACAAUCACCGACGUUAGUACAACAACAACCAACGUCACAAUGGAAUGAUCCAUCUACAUUAACUGAUCAAAGAACAUCAUCACCAACACCACCUCAACAACAACAGCAACAACAACAACCACCAAAUUAUCGUACACAACAAUCAGCACCACCACAACAUUGGAAUUCUCAUCCUCAACAACAAUCAAUGCAUCAUGGUGAUGAUUGGUUUCGUGAUGGAAUGGUUGAUACAAGUGAUUGGGGUUUACAGGGUUCACAAAAUAAAGUUCCAUUUGAUCCAUAUGAAGGUCAAGUUGAUACAAGUAGUUGGGGAGUACAAGGAGGACCUGGCGGUGGUGGUGGUGGUGGCGGCGGUGGUAUGGGUGGAUCAUUACAAAUGUCAUCAAUGAAUCGAAAUCGAUUUAUGAAUGAUUAUGAUCUCAGUGAAGGUCCACAUGAUCCUCAUGGUAUACAUCGUAUGGGUGGUUUUGAAAAUCCAUCGAUGGGUGGUGAUCAAUAUCGACAAAAUUCUGAUCUCAAAAAUCCUAUCAUUGGUCUCGGUGGUUUAUUACCACCAUCAGCUAAUCAACAACCACCACAUCAUAUGUUACCACCAUCUCAACUUCCAUUUGCACCACGACCUAAUUCACUCUAUCAACCAGGUAAUAUUUUACGACCAAUUAAUCCAAAUGGUAUUCCAACACCAUCUGGUGCUAUUAUGGGUACGGGUGGUCUUAUAUCACCUAAAUUAUCAACAACAUCACCUGUACCGAAUCAAGCACCCUACGUUCCAUUAACUGGUAAACAAAACAAUAUGCCAACACAAUCAUCUCAAACCCCAACACCACAACAACAGCAACAACAGCAACAGCAACAGCAGCAACAACAACAACAACAACAAGGAGGAUCAGGAAAUAUUAAUAAUGUUGCAGUACAUGCUCAGAUUAUGCAACAAUUUCGUCUUGCUGUACAAGCGGGUUUAAUUAGUCAAGAUUUGCUCAAUACUAAAUUACCACCAUUUAUGUUACAACUUCUCCAAAAAUUAUUUGAACUUCAACAAAAAUAUCAGUCAUUAUCCGUUCAGUUAUCUGAUUUUUCCAAACAUAAACAACGUUUUCCAAUAACUUUCUUCCAAACUGAAUACGAACGUUUAUCAAAAUUAAUUACACAAAAAAAACAAGAAAUGUUAAUUGUUCAAAAACAAAUUCAAGAUGCACAUGCAAAAUUAGUACAACAACAAUCAGGUGCACCUACACCAACACCAUCACAAAUGAUGUCUAAUGGUCCAGGAGCUCAAAGUCAAGCACCACCAGGUGCAUCAUCAACACAAUCUCAAGAUCAACUAGCUGAUCGUAUGCAAAAUACACUUAAUGUUGAUCAGUCACGUUUACAUCAAUGGACAAAACAACAAACAGGAACACGAGGACCACAAUCAUCAUCAUCAUCAAUGUUUGGACCACCAGGUAUAACACAAAGAGAUUGGCAAACAAGUGGACAUCAUUCAAAUGAUAAUUGGGAAAAUAAUCAAACAAAUGAAUCAAAUACUAAUAAUCAAGGUAGUAAUGUUGAUCCUCAUGCACAUAAUAAUCAAGCAUCAUCAGCAGCAUUUGGUGAUGCAUUAUCAGAGUUCGUUGAUGAUAUUGAGGGUCCACCACCAUUUGUACCUGGUCAAUUAUGGAAUUGGAAAUCAUCAUUACCAAAUGCAGAAGAUGAUCCACAUGUAACACCAAGUUCAUUACCAAUUGGUCCAAAAGGACCAUCAUCAUCAAUGGGUAAUCUCAAUGUUGGUGGGGCUGAUAGUGCCUUUUCAAAUCCUCAAUUACUUCAUCAUAUGCAACGUCAACAACAACAAACAAAUCGAUCACAAUGGCAACAAGGUUCCAUGCAUGAUCAACAAGGCUUUCAAUCAUCGAUGAACGACUGGGGUAAACCACAACAAUAUCGAGGUACAUCAAAACCACCACCAUCGCUCAAUCAUCCACCACCUCAUGCGUCUUUCGGCGGCUAUCGACCAUAUAUGUAG